Molecule: messenger RNA, 1511 nt
Organism: Lacerta agilis (Sand lizard)
Lineage: Eukaryota; Metazoa; Chordata; Lepidosauria; Squamata; Lacertidae
Gene: S1PR3
Product: sphingosine-1-phosphate receptor 3
Exons: 2
Coding region: 259-1380 (373 amino acids)
Biological process (GO): G protein-coupled receptor signaling pathway
Cellular component (GO): membrane
Molecular function (GO): sphingosine-1-phosphate receptor activity
Source: RefSeq, a predicted model, not a curated record
GGGACGAUCGGCCGGAAAGAGCGCCGGACUCCCGUAUAUAAGGCGCUCCGAACGUCCCAGGAUGAGGCGCGCCGGGCAGGGAGCCGCGUCGGAGCGAGGUUUUGGUGGCAGCACGGCAGGCUGCUGACAUGCGACCAGUACAGAAGCUGACCUUUUCGAAGACGUCUUCUAAGUGGUGUGAUGCGGGCUCCCCCUUGUGGGAAUUAAUUGGAUCGAAACUUCCCUGAUUUGAAAAGCGGAUCAGUCCACAGCUGAGCCAUGGAGAUGGUGAGCACGCAACCUUCUGUUCCAGAAUUUGAAGGGAUGGACCCUCUGAUACGCCGCCAUUACAACUUCACAGGGAAGCUCUUCCGAGGAAAAGAAAAAAGCCUGACGACCAUUAUCCUUCUAAUCGUCUGCAGCUUCAUCAUCCUGGAGAACUUGAUGGUGCUGAUUGCCAUCUGGAAAAACAACAAGUUUCACAACCGCAUGUAUUUUUUCAUUGGCAACCUGGCCCUCUGUGAUCUGCUGGCUGGGAUAGUUUACAAAGUAAACAUCUUGAUGUCAGGAAACAAGACCCUGACCUUGUCUGCCCAGAUUUGGUUUAUUCGAGAAGGCAGCAUGUUUGUGGCCCUGGGGGCUUCCACGUUCAGCUUAUUGGCAAUCGCCAUCGAGAGGCAUUUGACAAUGAUCAAAAUGAGGCCAUACGAUGCCAACAAGAAGUACAGGGUCUUUUUGCUCAUUGGGACGUGCUGGCUGAUCUCCGUUUCCCUGGGCGCCUUGCCAAUCCUUGGCUGGAAUUGUGUUGCGGACUUAGCUGACUGUUCCACCAUUUUGCCGCUCUAUUCCAAAAGGUACGUGGCCUUUUGCAUCACCAUCUUCAUAGCAAUCUUGGUGGCCAUUGUGCUGCUCUACGCCCGGAUCUACAUCUUGGUGAAGUCCAGCAGCCGCAACGUCACCAACCACAACAACUCGGAGAGGUCCAUGGCCUUGCUCCGGACAGUUGUGAUUGUGGUCGGGGUUUUCAUCGCUUGCUGGUUGCCGCUGUUUAUCUUGUUGCUGGUCGACGUGGCCUGCAAAGUGAAAGAAUGCCCCAUUUUGUACGAAGUGCACGGGUUCAUUGCCUUGGCGGUCCUCAAUUCAGCCAUGAACCCCGUCAUCUACACUCUGGCAAGCAAAGAAAUGCGCAGGGCUUUCUUCCGCCUCGUCUGCGGCUGCUUGGUGAAGACCAGCGCCACCACGUCGCUGCCUAUCCAGCCCACCCCAGAUCAGAGUCGCAGCAAGUCCAGCAGCAGCAGCAACGCACAGAAACUGAAGGACGAGCACCCACAGACUAACGGCUCGCCAGGUUUAGCGGAAAAGAACGAAUCAUCAUUUCAUAAUGGGAAUUGCUGCAAAUGAAGUCCGUCAACUCUGCAGGCCAAGGAUUCUUUAACUGGCUUUUUAAAAGAGCCGAAUGGAAGCCUUUUGGUGGGGUUUCAUGCACUUAAAUCACGGGGAGAAACACUCGCCAACGGCAUAAUGUCAAGUGC